Molecule: messenger RNA, 1209 nt
Organism: Exophiala bonariae
Lineage: Eukaryota; Fungi; Ascomycota; Eurotiomycetes; Chaetothyriales; Herpotrichiellaceae
Exons: 1
Coding region: 1-1209 (402 amino acids)
Source: RefSeq, a predicted model, not a curated record
AUGAGACCUUCACAGAUCGAGUCGUCUGGCUCACAGAGAACUGAGCGCGACAGAUCCAACUCAUCUCCAUCUACAUCCACUGUCGCAAGUACUCGAGGCAUUCGGUCUGAAGGUAACACAAGUCCCCUCCCCAUUAUCAAACAAGACCCAGUUUCGCUCAUUACUUUGACAGAUUCUUGGAUCGAGAUACCCUCGCGUCCUUCCUCUUCAUCCUUAUCUUCCACCACCAACGACAUCGUUACCACCGGACUUAGUAUCCGGCCUCAGGAAGAACGCCUUUCACGCCAUCUCCGAGCGUCAGGAUUGAAUAAUGAUGAACGUCAACCACGGGCCACGAGUACCACUGGCAGUAGCCAAGAUGAGUACGAGGAGAGCGAGAGCGAGAGUGAAAGAGUCAUGAGUAGCUCCAAUGAAGACAUCUACCAAGAUGGUGCCGGUGGUGAUGACGAUGAUACAUCAACAGCACUAGGGGUUGGAAGCAUGAACAGAGUCUUUACCCCACAGCCCAACGCAUUCUCACAUCCUCCGUCGUCUCAACCUCGACCCAUUCCCGACUCCUACUUCCCUGCGGUCCCAUCUACUACUGGCGCGGACCGAACCAUCACCCAGCGCAGCUAUCAGAACCAGACUCGUACUCGAAACAACCAUCCCGCCAUGUCAUCCUACCAACCCGACCACGACGCUGCGCUGCGUGCCUCACUAACCACCCUCCUCUCCUGUGCCGCAGCGGUUCGACCCAAAGGGCAGCCCUCGACAUCAAGAACCGCACCCACACGAGCAUCCACCCAACCGACCACCCUCCGCCUCGUCGCCGAAUCCGAACUGGGAUCCACAUCCGCACAAUCCAACAACAGACGACCAUCCUCAUCGCCCCAGAAGCAACAGAAACGCAAGUCCCGCGAGUCCAGCAAGGAGCGCCAAGUCAAGAAAGCGCGUGCCGCCAAAGCCGCCGCCCUGAUGGGCGAAGACCUCAUCAGCCCGACGCUGGCGUCGUGGAUGAUCUCGGCCGGCGUCGUGCUCGUCUUCUCCGCCAUCAGCUUCAGUGCCGGGUAUGCUUGGGGCCGCGAGGUCGGGAGGAUCGAGGGUGAGUUCGGUCUUGGUGGUGCUGCUGGCGCGAAUGCCGGCUGUGGUCAGGAGGCGAUCCGCGGUAGUGGGACGGGCCUUCGCCGCUUGAGAUGGAGUUCGGGCACGAGCAGUGUGCGUGCAUGA